Molecule: messenger RNA, 1704 nt
Organism: Daucus carota subsp. sativus
Lineage: Eukaryota; Viridiplantae; Streptophyta; Magnoliopsida; Apiales; Apiaceae
Product: cytochrome P450 71A9
Exons: 3
Coding region: 16-1557 (513 amino acids)
Molecular function (GO): iron ion binding; monooxygenase activity; heme binding
Source: RefSeq, a predicted model, not a curated record
AACUCAUCAAUAAAAAUGGAACUACUACUUGUCCUUGUUGCAAUCACUCUUCCUCUGUUUUUGCUCCUACUUAAAAAUUACAAUGCCAGCAAGUCGAAUCGGCACGCACCAGGUCCCCAUGGCCUCCCGUUGAUCGGAAACAUGCACCAGUUCGACAGCUUAAACACUCACCUCUACUUGCACCAGCUCUCCAAAGAGUAUGGUCCUCUCAUUUCUUUGAAGUUAGGCUCAGUUAAAAUCCUAGUGGUUGCCUCUGUGAGCGCCGCGAAAGAGGUCUUCAAAUUCCAUGAUCUUUGUUUUUCGAAUAGGCCCUCCUCAGUUGCCAUCCAGAAGCUCCGGCCCUGGUCUUACAACAAGCUAGGCUUUAGUUUCGCGCCAUAUGAUGAGUACUGGAGGAGCAUGAGGAAAUUCUCUGCUCUGCAUCUCUUUAGUGCUAAGAGGUUGAGGUCAUUUCAACCUAUUCGCGAUGAAGAAAUUGCACGAAUGGUCAGAACGAUAGGUGAUGCAGCUGCAGCUGAUUCCGGGGUAGUAGAUUUGAGCAAAACUUUUAUGACUUUGACAAGCUCGAUUAUAUUUAGAAUCACUUUUGGGAAAAGAUAUGAUGAUCAAGAAGAUUGUCCAGAGGAUGGGAAUAAUAUGAGGAGUCAAUUUCAUUGGCUACUUGCUGAAACUCAGGCCAACGUUGUAAGUUUCUUUCUUACAGAUUAUUUUCCUCUAAUGGGUCGAUUUCUUGAUAGAGUAAGCGGUGCAUGGGCUCGGUUGGAAGAGAGUUUUAGCCAAACAGAUGCUUUUUAUCAACAACUCAUCGAUGAACAUCUUCAUGCAUCCACUGUAUCUACUACUGGAGACUGCAGCAUCCUUGACAUCUUGCUUGAGAUGAAAAAGGAUUCCCCUGUUUACACGUUUGAUCACGUCAAAGCAAUAUUAAUGAAUAUUAUAGUUGCCGCAACAGAUACAACUGCAGCAGCUAUAACUUGGGCCAUGACUUUGUUAAUCAAGAAUCCCGCAUCCAUGAAAAAAGUGCAACAAGAGGUUAGAGAUCUAGCCCGACAGAAAGGAUUUGUCGAUGAAGACGACAUCCAAAAACUUGUUUAUCUCAAAGCAGUCGUGAAGGAGGCGAUGCGAUUGCACCCCCCUGCUCCAAUUCUGCAUCGAGAAACCACUGAAAAAUGUGUGGUAAGUGGCUAUGACAUCGAAGCUAAAACAUGUGUUUACGUGAACACGUAUGCUAUCGGAAGGGAUCCUGAAUGUUGGGACAAUCCAGACGAGUUCUUGCCCGAAAGAUUUAUUGAAAGCAGUAUUGAUUUUAGAGGGCAUGAUUUUGAGCUGAUACCAUUCGGAGCAGGGCGGAGAAUAUGUCCAGGAAUAUCAAUGGGAGCUGCUACCACAGAGCUGGUUCUUGCUAAUCUUCUCUACUCUUUUGACUGGGAACUGCCUGCGGGUAAAAAUAGGGAAGAUAUUGACAUGGCCACGAAGCCUGGCUUAACCGUGCACAAGAAGAACCAUCUCUGUCUUGUACCUAAAAUUAGUGAUCAAGUAUCACGCAUGCUUAUCUAAAGCUGUGAUGCAUUGUCAUGGGUUGGGCCAUGCAAUGAUGCUAGUUCCACUCAUGUAAUAUAUGGCAUACAGGACUUGAUUGUAUCCAGAAAUAAUUUGCGAUAACUUCCUUAAAUAAUUACUUAAAUAAAAAUAAUUUCAGCAAUG